Messenger RNA from Zea mays, 2043 nucleotides. NCBI's taxonomy places the organism in Eukaryota, Viridiplantae, Streptophyta, Magnoliopsida, Poales, Poaceae. The record is from RefSeq.
CACGCCGGCGCCACGUAGCUUGAUCUAGGCGAUGGAGGUGGCGCUUGUGGAGCGGUUGGAGGCGGCGGUGGCGCGGCUCGAGGCCGCCGUGGCCUCCGGCGCCUCGCUCGCGUCGACGGCUCCGCGCGACUUCGACGCUCUGGAGGCCCGGUCGGAUCCGGCCAUCAUGGCUUACGACGAGUUCGUCGCGGAGGCCGUCGGGCGGCUCACGGCCGCGGCGGAGAAGAUCGGCGGGAAGGUGCUGGACGCGACCAAGGUGCUCGCCGAGGCAUUUGCCGUCGCCAAGGACAUGCUCGUACAGGCCAAGCAGCACCAGGUACCUGGCGGGCGCUCGCGCGAUCUGGUCGAUUUGCGUGUGCUCCGCUCGUAGAUCUCCUUGUGUUUUGCCAAUCCAAUGCGUCAUAUCACGGGGAAAUGACAGAUUUUGUUCAUCAAAUCUAAGAUCAUUCUGCUGAAGUAGUUUUUUCUGCUGAAGUAGUUUCUCUAGUAGUAAUUAGCUCCAGGAUUGUUUUCCUAUAUGUUACGAAUCGUGUAGGUAUUGGUGGAUCUAACUAAGCAAUGCUUAUUGAGUUAUUGUUACCUCACUGAGCAUUUCCCCCUUUUAUGCUGUGCAGAAACCAGCAUCAAUGGCUGAUGCGCAGGGCUUCGUUAAGCCCCUCAGUGAUGUUAUGGCAAAAGCAACUGCAAUGACCGAAGGAAGGAGACCAGACUAUUUCAACCAUUUAAAGAGUGUUGCUGACAGUCUACCUGCUUUGGCUUGGGUGGCAUUCUUAGGAAAGGACUGUGGCAUGAGUUUCCCAACGGCACAUGUAGAGGAAAGCUGGCAGAUGGCUGAGUUCUAUAAUAACAAGGUUCUUGUGGAGUACAGAAACAAAGACCCUGAUCAUGUUGAAUGGGCUAAAGCAUUGAAGGAUCUAUAUAUGCCUGGUUUGCGGGAUUAUGUUAAAAAGCACUACCCUCUUGGUCCUGUCUGGGGUCCUGCUGGAGGCGCUGUUGUUUCUCAACCAAAGGCUGCUGCUCCUACACCUAAAGCUCCAGCGGUUAAGGCUCCCCCUCCACCAGCUCCUCCUGCAGCGCCUCUGUUUAGCACAGAGAAGUCUCCAAAAUCUUCAAAGCCUAAAGAAGGGAUGUCUGCUGUCUUCCAAGAGAUUAGUUCAAAACCUGUGACUGCAGGGUUGCGAAAGGUUACCGAUGACAUGAAGUCUAAAAACCGCGCUGAUAGAAGCGGUGUUGUCAGCAGCACUGCUCCUGCUCCUGCUGCAGCUCCUGAAAAGACUUCCCGUGCAGGGUCCUUCUCUUUCAAAUCUGGACCCCCUAAACUGGAACUUCAGAUGGGACGCAAAUGGGUGGUUGAGAAUCAGGUUGGCAAGAAGACCCUUGCUAUUGAUGAUUGUGAUUCCAGACAAUCUGUCUAUGUGUAUGGAUGCAAGGAUUCUGUCCUUCAAGUAAACGGCAAGGUUAACAAUAUCACUGUUGACAAAUGCACUAAGUUUGGAAUUGUAUUCAAGGAUGUUGUAGCAGCUUUUGAGAUUGUCAACUGCAAUGGCGUUGAGGUCCAAUGUCAGGGUACGUCACCGACAAUAUCAAUCGACAACACAUCUGGAUGUCAAUUAUACUUAAGCAAAGAUUCGCUGGGAGCUUCAAUUACUUCUGCCAAAUCUAGCGAAAUCAAUGUGAUGGUUCCAAGUGGUGGCGCUGAUGGUGAUUGGGUGGAGCAUGCAUUGCCUCAACAGUACAUCCAUAGUUUCAAGGAUGGGCAGUUCACCACUUCACCAGUUUCACACUCAGGAGCGUGAAUACAAUUGUUACUGCUGUUGUUUUUGAGGUUUGUAAACAGUUUUGGGUCUUGCAGCACUGGACUCGGUCUGCGAUUGUUGUUUUUUGUUGCCCUUGCUCAGUCCGCGGUGUGUAUGUCCUGCAUGCACGUGGUUCCUUUCUGUUGGUGUUUUUGUGUGCCAACAAACCACCAAACUUGGUUUGUAUGUCUUUAGCUGAUCAUUCUUUGACACUGAAUCUCAUUAUAUUUGUAUUCAUUUGGACGCU